AUGUCCCAUUUCUCAGAACAACCACGACCUACCAUGCGUCGAAAAUCUUCGGCGCAGAACCUCCUAUCUUCUUUCAAAUCAUCAGCAUCGUCCGCACCCGUCAAUAUUGCCUCUUCAUCGGCCGCCUCGUCCUCUGGCGUCCCAUAUUCCCCACCUAAUGGAAACACCCCUGUUUCGACCACACCGCUUGCACGGGAAUGGGACGCUCAGUCCAUGCACUCUGACGGGUUGGGAGGCGCGGGAAGUCCGGCCCUCACGCAGGGAACAUCGGUUGAGUAUCUGAGAGACCUUGUUCAAAAGAGGAUAAUCACGCUCACUUACAUUCGGAAUAUUCAUGAGGGGCGAAGUCACUGGUUUCAUACGAUACUUAUAACUCGUGCAGAGCUCGACAAGGUGUUCAACAACGUUGACAUGAAAAAACGAACGUAUCGUUUCGCCAUCCUCGGUUUAUCACUCUCCAAUCUCCUUGAUAUAAACCAACCGCAAGAUCUGCUUCGUGGGCUCCUCAACACCAUCACUGAAUACGAUCAGGCGAAGGAGGACGGGGAGAAGCCUAAGAUUCGUUUGUUCAAAGCCAAGAACGCGAAAAAAGGCACAUCCGGCAUAGCAGAAUAUACAUAUACAGGAUCACAUGUCGACUCGUCGGAAGCCUCCUACCUCUUCACACCUCAGAUACCGUUUCCAUUAGACUACCAUCAAAGCCUCUUAUCUCUCCUCGACGUCCUAUCCGAAGUGUACAACAAGAUCUCCAAACUCCUUGGCCCCUCCCCCUUCCCCCAUUCCUCCCAACACAUGAUGGGUACCCUGGGUCUGCUCACGCCCCAUCCAGGCGUAUCAUAUCUCUUCUCAGGCGAUUCUAAUACGAACACAAACCAUCACUCCAAUCCAAACCUACUACUGCCACCCCCUGUGCCUGAGAGCGAGAUGAGCGGAAGCUUAUGGGGUAUUGCCAAUGCGAGCGUCACGGCGGGGGCGGGAGCUGGUCACAAUGGUCCGUUCAUGCACGGGAGCGCGCUGGCAAGUCCCCCAGCGUCGGGAUGGACAUCAGGGCUUGGCGAUAUGGUGUUGAAGAUCGACGGGAAACUCAAGAAAAUUACAUCCACUCUGUUAAAAGACCUCGACGCGUUUGCGCGGAACGGAAUAAAAGACGAAUUGGCUUCGCUUGAUCCGCUGCUGCGGAACAUUAAGAUUCCGGACGACACCGGUGCGGGGGGUGGGAAGAUCGUUUAUGAUUUUGAGGGGAUGUGA
This is a messenger RNA of Laccaria bicolor S238N-H82, 1248 nucleotides long. RefSeq lists its product as uncharacterized. The transcript has 6 exons. NCBI's taxonomy places the organism in Eukaryota, Fungi, Basidiomycota, Agaricomycetes, Agaricales, Hydnangiaceae. The coding region runs from base 1 to 1248 and encodes 415 amino acids. The record is from RefSeq and is a predicted model, not a curated record.